Messenger RNA from Xenopus tropicalis (tropical clawed frog), 3932 nucleotides. It is a transcript of the gene meak7, whose product is annotated as MTOR associated protein, eak-7 homolog. The record is from RefSeq and is a predicted model, not a curated record. Bases 395 to 1774 code for a protein of 459 amino acids. Gene Ontology annotation, cellular component: cytoplasm; membrane; lysosome. The transcript is spliced from 9 exons. Lineage: Eukaryota; Metazoa; Chordata; Amphibia; Anura; Pipidae.
CACAGUCCUUAGCCAUGUGACCGUGACACCCAAGACGAGCAGAAUAGUGUUCCAGUCCAACACUGACAGCGACAAAUACAAUUGCUGCACUUCCGCACUACAGCGCAUACAUCGCCGCGUUGCGUAUCAAGGGCCGCUGCGUAACUGCUCUUUCGUGCGUGAAGCUGAAGCAGUUACCCUUAGCAACGGAGCGCCCAGAUGCAUGCCAGUUAGGUGCCAAUGGGAAACUAGGAUUUUAACCCUAUCUGUUAAGUUGAAAAAAUAAAAAGGUCUCCUGGAAGUAUAUUUUAUGAAGUUGACAGUGAAUGAGAGUAAAUAUUUAUGGCUAAACUGUAGAGUUAAAAGCAGUGCGUUUCGCAAAUUUUGCUUCAGUAUUGUGCAAGGGUGAGCAGGCAUGGGCAACACAGAAAGUGGAUCAAAUCAGAAAGGUUUGUCAAGAAUUCUUCCUGAAGAAAAAGCAGAGAUUGAGCGGCAUUUUGAGAACAUGUGUCGAAUGCAAAAUGGACCUAAGAAAUCAGUGGGUUUAAAAACCUUCCAGGAUGCCCUCGAGAAUUCCUUGCCGUGUACCAUCUGCCAGCGAAUAUUUGAUGGAAUUCACAGUGUUCGUACAAAUAGCAAAUCAUCUGCAAUCAGUGCAGAGAUAAGUAAGGAACAAUUUGUGGUGUUUUUUGUGGAUCUUCUCAGGGGAACAGCUGAAGAAAAAAGCCAGGUCAUAUGUCACAUGAUCUCUUGCAACAGUGAACAUUUGAAAGGGCAUCAGGUCCAGAAGUUUUUAGAGGAUCUGAUUGCUGCUAUGAUACAUGUGCUGAAGCAACACAGCCUUCUGAAGGGAUGGAACUUGGAGAGAAUGCGGGACUGUACUUUAGGUUCACAUGGUCUGGCAAUGCAGCUGUUGUCACAAUUACAAUCUACAGAUGGGCAGAAGUUUGAAAGGCAGGAAUUGCUGGAUUCUACCUGUUCACGGGGCUCCAUUGAGGACUGGUUGUAUAAAAUCCCAAUGAUAUCUUUGUUUGUUAGGGUUGUGCUAACUUUGGGGUUUUCCAUCCUGAAACAUCAUACAGAACACCAAAAAGACAUAAGAACUGUGGUACCAAAAUGCACUGGUAUGAAGAAUGCAUCCUUUGUAAGCCUUCUGGAUCUUCCAGCUGUUAUGCACCUCAACUCUUAUCUCCCCUCUGAUGUACAACACAAGUGGCGCCUUCUGUUUUCCUCACAAAUUCACGGGGAAAGUUUUUCACAGCUCUGUGGGCACAUCCUUGAUCAAGGGCCUUGCUUAUUAAUUGUAAAGGACUCAGAUGGGUUUGUUUUUGGGGGAUUUGCAUCACAAAGUUGGAAAGUGAAACCUCAGUUUCAAGGGGAUAGCAGUUGCUUCUUGUUCUCCAUCUUUCCACGGUUUGAUGUCUACACAUACACUGGCUACAAUGAUCACUACAUGUACUUAAACCGUGCGCAGCAGUCUCUGCCAAAUGGACUGGGUAUGGGAGGACAGCAUGAAUAUUUUGGUCUUUGGAUCGAUAGUAACUUUGGCACGGGACACAGCAAAGCAAAACCAAGGUGCACAACAUACAACAGUCCCCAGCUGUCAGCCAAAGAGGAAUUCUCUAUAGUUGCCAUGGAGGUUUGGGCAGUUGGAGAUAUACCAGAACAUGUAUUGGCAAAAAAUCCAAAGAGCAUUUUGGAUUCAGAUGCUGAGGCCCGGGCUUUGCUAGAAAUGACCGGCCGGACCAGACAGAGCGAUGGCCUGAGAGAAGUACCAGAAGACGAUGAAAGUUAAUUCUGCGUGAGACAGCAGUUGUCACACAAGAAUCAGUGACCAUUUCAGUGCUGGACAACUUCAAUUUUCAACAUUAAAGUCAGGAACACCCUUAUUUAAAAGCUUUAUAUUUAUCUUUAUUGGCUCUGGAGAAUCAUAUGUCAAAUGUCUGUUUUUAAACUGUUUGGUAACCAACCAACUGGCCCCAGUGAUUUUACGUUUGUUUUUCUUUAAGUUAGAACUUGUGGCUAAGGAUUGGCAUUCGACCAUUUCUCUUCUAUGGCAAUGUGAGGCAGGUGCAUUCUCUCUUUCCAGUAGUGUUCAUAUUUAUACACCAAUCAUGGUGCUUUUUUUGCUUUGGAAUGUUUCUCUCUCUCUCUCUCUCUCUCUCUCUCUCUCCUAUUGAACUAAAAUUAAGAACAUGGCUAGAAAUGCCAUGUCUUAUACACUGAACUUUAGCCUAGAGUUUCAGCAUCCCUAUAAUAGUAUCAAUUAAUAUCUUCAGAUUUCUGCACAUGAGUUCACCAUCUUGGAUUCUGUAAAGCCAUCUUUUGAGUGUCAGUGACACAAACACUUAGGGGCAUAUUCAUUAUAGCGUGUAAGCCAACAUCACCAGUGAUGUUACCCAUAGCAACCAAUCAGCAAUUAAAUUUAAAUGGUCACCUACCAUUUCGUUAGAAAACAAAAGCAAAGAUCUCUUUGCAUCACCUGUCAUGUUGCUAUGGGCUAUGAUGUUGGCUUACAUACUAUAAUAAAUAUGCCCCUUAGUGUGGAAAGCUGUUAAAAAGCUAAGCUUAGUGGAAGUCCCUAAUCAUCAGCCAGAAAAUAAUGGUUUGUUCUUUAAAAAAGCUAAUUAUGAUGCAGACUGCACUGGUUUCUGAGCUUCCAUGUUCAGAAUCUAUAUUAAUUUCAAAUUAGCCUUAUAUAGUAAUGGCAGCACAGAGCAUAUGCAGUGAAUCAGCAGAAAAGAAGAUGGGGAGCUACUGGGGGAAACUUUGGAGGCACAGACCUUCCCUGCUAAAGGGCUGUGGUUGCCUUGGGCUGGUACAGAAGCUCAAAACAUAAUGCACAACAUUUUUUCCUUUCUUUGUUAAGCUUUAAAUGCUGUUGAGCACUAUUAAGUAACUCAGGCUUAAUGGCUAUAAGCACAAACUUUACUCUAUGGCCAUUAUAAAUGCUGCAUCUUGGGUGUUGUCACAUAAUAUGCAAAUGUUUUAUAACUGGUGCCAGUCACCACGUCUUAUAAAGGGGUUUGAUAUAUAGUUUAUAUUAAAAUGAUUUGUUUUAGAGACAUUUUUGUUGAUAAGCUUAACAUGUCUGCCAUAUCGAGGAGAUUCCAGAGUUAAUGAAUUUCAGUUGAUUCAGCAAGUAAACCGUGCAGUGUGUUUUAUAAGCUCAUGUAACAUGUGAAUGAGGAAUCCCCACAAAAGUGGCUGAGACCAUUCCCUGAGUUUCCUUGUUGACUAAGGAAACAUUAAAUUUCACUAAUUAUUAUUUUAUUUUUAUUGAUUGACAGUAUUUUCUUACAUUGCCAGAAGAAGUGUUAACACUGAGGUCCUGCUGGCCGCAGGGCCCAAUUCAGAGGCAUUGUGGGCUGGGUGGCUGCCCUGUUUGACCACAUCAAUCCUGUCAGAUUACACUGUCACGAUAGCCAACCAGGAGAAUGCACACUGUAAGCUGACCUGGCUCCGGGCCAUGCACACGAUCCAGCUUGGCAGUGAUAGCAUUGUCGGUUCUGAAAGGAUGUGGCAAGGCCCAAUGCUGGCAUUUGCACACCCCACUCUUCAGCUCUGCUUUGGUCCUAAUCUACAGGGAAUAUUGAUGUGUGGGUCAGGAAAAACUGAACCCACACCCAACCCUAAACCGCAAAAUGUUGCUAUUGUAGGAUCCGCAUUGCAACUUUUUUAUGCAGCAACGCAGUAAAGUUUAAUUGGGCGGCCAAUGUAGGACUGGUUUGGGAACUCCUGAAAUGAUGGAACAUAAUGUAAUUUCAAUAUACAACAUUAUAAAAAAUUUUUUACAGUUAUUUGUAAAUGUAGUUGCUGUUGAAAACAGUAUUUGGCACUAUGAGAUUUGAAGUCUUGGCUGGUUUCUGCUACUUUGUUAAGUCAGAACUAGCAGUGCAGAAAAGUAUGUUUUCCUAUGAUGAGUUGUAACAAAAUAAACUUUUAAAAACUUU